AUGUCCCCGUCCGGAGGCGAGACAAGCGGGCGUGCUGGUGACAAAGACAAUCCUGAGUGCCGACAGGUGGACCGACCAUCGUUUCGUCAUCUUCAAGAUGCGGAUUCGCCUACAGCCUCGCAGGAGACCUCAGGGUAAACGAUCCCCAAGUAAGCUGAGUAUUGCUUUUUGUCUUUGCAUGCUCACCAUUUCCAUUACAGCAAGGAGCUAGCUCAGCGACUAGCCAGCCUUAAAGUCGGCGCUGCCGCCACCAACGACGACGACGAGAACACCACCGUGGAGAACCGAUGGGACCAAGUGAGGAACACGAUUCAGUCAACCGCCCUGGCUGUCCUCGGCCGCGCACGUCGUCAACAUCAAGAUUGGUUCGACGAUAACGAAGCUGCCAUCAGCAUCCUACUCACCGAGAAGUACCGCCUGCACAAAACCUAUAUCACGCGCCUACCUACGACAACAAAGCAGCCUUCUACCGUAGUCGUCGUCUUGUGCAACAGCGGCUGCGGGAUAUGCAGGACUUUUGGAUUGAUCACAAGGCCGAGGGGAUCCAAGGUUACGUGGGUCACAAUGAAUGGAAGAACUUCUUCUCCGCGAUAAAGGCUGUCUCCGGUCUCACAGCCAAAGGAACCGCUUCUCUUCUCAACGCCGAUGGAACUACCCUCACCGAAAAGGCUCGAAUUUCGAAUCAAUGUGCUGAAAACUUCAGAGACAUCAUCAACCGUCUCUCUACCAUCUCCGAUGCCGCCAUCGCCCGUCUGACACAAGUGGGUGACCAACGCCGACCUCGACUGACCGCCCGCUCUCUCUCCGCGAAACCGUUAGGGUCGUGCAGGAACUCACCAGCGGGAAAACUCCAGAAUCAGACGCGAUCCCUAUUGAGACUUACAAGUACGGCGGUCCCCGACUUAUGGAUCACCCGACAGCGCCCUUCCGGAGGACGUGGCGCCAAGAACAUGUCCCUCAGGAUUCUGAGGAUGCCGCAAUCGUCCAUCUCUACGGACGGGAAGGGAACCGCCGAAUUUGCGACAACCACAAAGGAAUCUCAUUGCUCAAAAUCGCCGGAAUGA
Spirometra erinaceieuropaei is the source of this 1064-nucleotide messenger RNA. The record is from the annotation of a GenBank genome assembly. NCBI's taxonomy places the organism in Eukaryota, Metazoa, Platyhelminthes, Cestoda, Diphyllobothriidea, Diphyllobothriidae.